Messenger RNA from Eucalyptus grandis, 1136 nucleotides. RefSeq names its product protein LIGHT-DEPENDENT SHORT HYPOCOTYLS 10. The coding region runs from base 223 to 756 and encodes 177 amino acids. Gene Ontology annotation, cellular component: nucleus. Lineage: Eukaryota; Viridiplantae; Streptophyta; Magnoliopsida; Myrtales; Myrtaceae. The record is from RefSeq and is a predicted model, not a curated record. The transcript has 2 exons. Gene Ontology annotation, biological process: mRNA transcription; response to light stimulus.
AGAGGGAGGAAAAAGAAGGAAGAAAAGCAGCUUCCCCAGGGCCCAUUGCUUGUCUCCUCAGUAAUACCCAUGAAUGAUGUGAUUUUCAUCUUUUUCUCCAUUUGUGCUCUCUCUCUCUCUCCCUCUCUCUCUCUCUCUCUCGUCUCUCGCCUUCCAUCUCUCUCCUUCCAUUUUUUGGCCAUAAAAUUGCCCCAAAAGAAUAAAACUUUCGGGUAAUUAAUCAUGUCGUCGACCGAAAUCCAGAGAAAUAUAGCCGAAGGAUCAUCUCGAUCGGUCAUUGACCAGCCGGCGCUGCCGGCGCCGGCACCGCUGAGCCGCUACGAGUCCCAGAAGCGACGCGACUGGAACACCUUCGGACAGUACCUGCGGAACCAGAAGCCGCCGGUCGCGCUCUCGCAGUGCAAUUGCAACCAUGUGCUCGAGUUCCUCCGCUACCUCGACCAGUUCGGGAAGACCAAGGUCCACCUGCAUGGGUGCGUCUUCUUUGGGCAGCGCGAGCCACCCGCCCCUUGCACGUGCCCGCUGAGGCAGGCAUGGGGCAGCCUCGACGCGCUGAUCGGGCGGCUAAGGGCGGCCUACGAGGAGAACGGCGGGGCCCCGGAGAACAACCCGUUCGGGAACGGGGCUAUCCGCGUGUACCUGAGGGAAGUGAAGGAGUGCCAGGCUAAGGCCAGAGGGAUUCCAUACAAGAAGAAGAAGAAGAGGAAGAAUCAGAUCAAGAUGAGCGAUGAAGCCAAGCAAUCAAAACUUUCUUAGUGGCGGCAGCAUCUCGGGCUUCAACUUCUCCAUGGAAGAUAACUCAAACCUGGUAAGCUGCUGGAUUGGACGGACGUCGAAGACCAGAACACUCUUGGACAGAGCAUCUCGAGUUAGAUAUAGACUUUGAUAAUCCCUAGGAAUGCUUAAAUAUAUGUAAGCUUCUAUUUAUCGUGAAAAUUGCAUAGACAUCAUGCAUGAUCGUAUAGAGCAACAUAUAACCCGACAACCUCUUUCUUUAAAGUAAUUACUGUACUUAUGUAUUCAUACAAGUAUUUCCGGACUACGUAGUCGUCUUCUGUGUCCUGGAAGAAAUAAGACCUGCAAUAACUUCUCUCUCUUUCCUUCUCUUGUGUAUGAAUUUUCAAAGAGUUGGACAA